Pseudo-nitzschia multistriata is the source of this 3685-nucleotide messenger RNA. NCBI's taxonomy places the organism in Eukaryota, Bacillariophyta, Bacillariophyceae, Bacillariales, Bacillariaceae. The record is from the annotation of a GenBank genome assembly.
CUGUCUGCCCCAUUGAUUGCUCAGAAAUACAUACGGUACAGAUACUGGAUACUCGAAGCACGUCAAACUUUGCAUCAGAUAGAUUUAGUCGUUUAAGGUAGGUUUGUUGUUUUCCAAAUUGUUUCAGUCUAGAGCAGCGCAGUUGGAACAGGAGCUGCGUACGGGAUUUCGAGCAAGCAAACACGCGUUGCGUUCGUCCCUGUGCUGCGAGCAGUCGCACACGAUGCAAAAGAAACGCUUCUCCUUCCAAUCUAAAUCGUUUGUGUUUGUUGCUCUAUCCUGUUUCGAUCGUCCGUCGGAUACACAAUCUUUGAUCCUCUUUCGUGGCCAACCACCAAUGCAAACAUCCACCGCCACUACCGCAACGGAAUCAAACACAUACGAAACGAACAUCAGCACAGGCACCAGGAUGAAGAUUAACUCACGCAAAAUCGAAAACGAUCCCGAUAAGGAGGAAGAAGUGGACGGGGAUCCCAAGCAGUCGAUCACGAGUGGUGUCUCUUCGCUGGAAGAAUCGAAUCACGACGAGGAAAUCUGGGAAGGUCAUGAAGAAAGAAACAUGCUUGUCGACAGCAACAAAGAUAGUCCUUUGUCGCAAAAAGGCAAGGAAGGAAAGCAUUCUAAGGAUGCACGGGACAAAACCAAGCAGAGCAAGACGUACGAGAGAGAAAUUGGCGCCAAAGAGACGGAGGCAAAUGGGGCAUCUUCUGGAAACGAGUUGAAAGCACAACCAGAAGAAAAUGUAGAGCAAGACAAGUAUAAAUUCUCUGAUACCCAGGAUGGCAAGAAAAACGAUGCGGCAGUUGCUGAUGCAUGCACAUCUCGAGACUUGGAGGCACAGGGUGAAUUUUUUGAAUUUGAAAGAGAAGAUGAGGCAGAACGCGAGAAGUUUCCAGAUGACUGCUACUCUUUCUUGUCACUUCACGGUCCUUGUUCCAAUCCUCUCUUCUUUGGCUAUGGAAUGUCAGUCUUUGCGUUCCAGGCGUCAUUCCUUAUCCUAAUGUUGAUCAGUGCCCUUGAUAGCGAUUGGAGCAACAAGUUGGAUUCAGAUAAUCCACUUGAUGGUGUCCUCCCGUCAUCUAUUGCUGCAAAUGCAAGUCCGUAUGUCAAGGCAACACAAAUGAUUUCAAUCUUGUGCUAUGUAGGGUUUGCAAGCUACAGCUUGAUGGACGUUGUCGUAGCAGUUGAGACUUUUCCAACAUUUAAGGAUGGCGCAACUUCAUGCAUGGUGUUCUCUUGUGUUGCUCGUGGUUUACAAGGAUUCAUUGCAAUGCUAACAGCACUCCUGCUAAUUGUCACCUCAGAUAAUGUGAUUGAUAUUGUCCUAAAUUUUACAGCAGUUGUGAGUUCUAAGUCAAGUGAAAACAUGCCAAAAGCUCAAGAAACUUAAAUCGCCGUCAUUUUUGUCCUUACUUUUGUGAUUCCAAUCUUUAUCUCUAUUUUCUCUCCACAGAACUUCAUCAGUGAAUUGGACGAUGUUGCGUUUGAGAUGGCCCUGUCAGGAAAAUAUGGAGCAAAGCUUGAAGAUGAAGCAAAACGCAUUCAAAACCUGGAUCUUCCAAAAUGUAUGUCUCAGCGACACAAAAACAGAAGGUUCCUCUGUACAGUAGGAAUAUCUAGUUUUAUCCUUCUUUCGCUUGCAAGUGUUGUUAUCUAUUAUCAAAACAAUAAGGACCUCUGGUUGACGAAAACGUUUCGAGUGGAAUUUGAAGAUGAAAAGCUACGAGAUUACAGUGGAUGCUAUGAAUUUGAUGAAGAUGCAACCAAGUCAAUCAAUGUAUUCAACAGGAAUAUGUACCGGCAGUAUUAUGAAUCAGAUGAUGUUCUUACAUUUGGAUACUGCAUAGAUCAACGCCGUUGGAUCCUAUUCAAGGGUGAAGGUGAUCCUUGUGUUGCCUUUAAGGAUAAUAAAAUGCUUGCGUAUUCUACAAAGAUACAGGCAUUUGAUGUCUCAACCACUUUUUCGGAAGGAUGGUUUUCUGCAGCUGGCACUCCUCUUGAAAAUAUGUAUUUUCUUGAAGUGAAUGAUAAUAUCAAAGACCUAGUUUGCACUUCAUUAAAUGAUGGAAUUUGCAACAACGAAAACCUGAAUGAAGCAGGAGACACUGGAUAUCGAUUCGACGGUGGCGAUUGUUGCUCUGCUACGUGUUCACAUUCCAAUUGUGGACUUGGUGCAGCCACAGACCCAUUUGGUGGAAUGGGAAAUGCUACUGGACAUGGAUUUCCAAAUUGCAUUGAUCCAGAUAUGGUUCCAAUCACCAUUCGCCUUGGAGAUAUCACGAGUGGCGUGAGCAUAGAUUAUGUUAAAAAGAAAUAUGGUGAGGAUGAAGAGACGAUUCGAUGGGUCAUGGACGAGGCGGCUGAACUUGAGAUUAUCAAUCCUACCUUGACACUCAAGUGUGGCAACAAGCAUGUUUUGAUAGUAGAUAUUGAUCAAAUGAUGACCAAUGGGAGUGAAACUGUUUCUAUUGAGGAUGGAGCAACGUGUACCAUUGAAGUUCAGAACAAAACCGAUCAGCCCGUUGAUAAUAUUUUGUUUGUCGACUUGACAAUUUUCCAAGGACCUAUCGACGACAGAAACACAAGAAUCAUUGAGAUGAAUAGCGAAUUUCAGAACUCAGCCUCUUUUGCGACAAUUCAAACUUGCUCAUUCGAAAAACUUUCUGAUUAUUACACAUUAAACAACAUCCACAGCAACAGAGAUUAUUCGUUGCAAGCAUUAAGUUGGAUGAGUGAAGAAAGCAAUGGACAGAAUUGCCAUGAUGAAUUUUUUGUUGACCGAUUUGCACUGAUAAUGAUGAAAUUCGAUGGUCUCGCUCCACCCGGUUUCACAUUGACUGAAACAGACCCAGACUCAACACCACAUUGUCUCUGGAGUUAUAUCGAUUGCACAAAAAGAGGGUCUCUGUCUGGAAUUGAUAUCAGGGAUUGGGAUGUUGAUUAUAUCCCAACUAUGAUCGGCAUGUUGUCAUCACUUUCUUCAUUAGAACUAUGUGAGAGCCACGAAAAAAUAAUUGGUGCUGAGAUGUUUUCAUUAUGUUCUAUGCAUUACCUAAUAUCAAUGCUUUUGCUUCAUUGUUUUCUCUUCAUCUUAUCUUUUUUUCGUUUUACACUCAACUGCCUUGGCCUCCACCAUGUGAUUAAAGUUGGAAAUGAAAUUGCAGAUCUUCCCAGUGAAAUUGGUAAGCUUAGCUCCCUAACUAAGCUUGGCAUGAGUGAGUAAUUUGUGUCGGAAUUUUUUCAUCCAAAUUCUAUGACUUCGUUGUAGCAAUUUCUUGUUAUGUUUCCUUUACACUCAACUGCCUUCGCCUGCACCAUGUGAUUGUAGGUCAAAAUGGUGUUACAGAGAUUCCAACUGAUAUGUACGCUUUCAGGUUAUUGAAAGACCUACAUUUCGGUGCGUUGUUGGAUCAGGCAAUGUUUCAUUUGCGUGCUGUCAUUACAUUGUUGCAAUUUCUUGUUAUGUUUCCUUGACACUCAACUGCCUUUGCCUCCCCCAUGAUAAUACAGGUAGUAAUGAGAUUACAGAGCUUCCCAGUGAAAUAGCAAGUUUCAGCUUCCUUGAAAAUCUUUCUUUUGGUGAGUAAUUGGGGUGGGAAUUAUUUAAUCUGCAUGCUAUCGAACGAUUUCUUGCCAUGUUUCAUUGACACUCAACUGCAUUUACCUCCGCUAUGUGAAUUUAGAU